UCUGCUCCCCCGGGUCGGAGCCCCCUGGAGCUGCGCGCGGGCUAGUAACGCCUCGCCCGCGCGGUCUUCCCGGUGUUCGGCUUCUUGGUGCUCCAGCCGCCGGCUUCCCAGGUCCCCGAGCCGCGCCGAGCAAAGCGAGCGGGCCCGGGACGAGCUACGGCUGCGGCCGCCUCGCGCUUCCCUGGCUCCGCUCUCUCCGCCCCCCGGGGGUCGCGCGCCCACGAUGCUGCAGGGCCCCGGCUCACUGCUGCUGUUCGUCCUCGCCUCGCACUGCUGCCUGGGCUCAGCGCGCGGGCUCUUCCUCUUCGGUCAGCCCGACUUCUCCUACAAGCGCAGCAACUGCAAGCCCAUCCCGGCCAACCUGCAGCUGUGUCACGGCAUCGAGUACCAGAACAUGCGGCUACCCAACCUGCUGGGCCACGAGACCAUGAAGGAGGUGCUGGAGCAGGCGGGCGCCUGGAUCCCGCUGGUCAUGAAGCAGUGCCACCCGGACACCAAGAAGUUCCUGUGCUCGCUCUUCGCCCCGGUCUGCCUUGACGACCUGGACGAGACCAUCCAGCCGUGCCACUCGCUCUGCGUGCAGGUGAAGGACCGCUGCGCCCCGGUCAUGUCCGCCUUCGGCUUCCCCUGGCCCGACAUGCUCGAGUGCGACCGCUUCCCCCAGGACAACGACCUCUGCAUCCCGCUCGCUAGCAGCGACCACCUCCUACCGGCCACCGAGGAAGCUCCAAAGGUUUGUGAAGCCUGCAAAAAUAAAAACGAUGAUGACAACGACAUAAUGGAAACUCUUUGUAAAAAUGAUUUUGCCUUGAAAAUAAAAGUGAAGGAGAUAACCUACAUCAACAGAGAUACCAAAAUCAUCCUGGAAACCAAGAGCAAGACCAUUUACAAGCUGAACGGGGUGUCUGAACGGGACCUGAAGAAAUCGGUGCUGUGGCUCAAAGACAGCUUGCAGUGCACCUGUGAGGAGAUGAACGACAUCAAUGCACCCUAUCUGGUGAUGGGACAGAAGCAGGGCGGGGAGCUGGUGAUCACCUCGGUGAAGCGGUGGCAGAAGGGGCAGAGAGAGUUCAAGCGAAUCUCCCGCAGCAUCCGCAAGCUGCAGUGCUAGUUCUGGCGCCGGGAUGGAUGGCGCCCCGACAGGCCAGCCCCAGAGCUGGCUGACGAUU
Molecule: messenger RNA, 1169 nt
Organism: Otolemur garnettii (small-eared galago)
Lineage: Eukaryota; Metazoa; Chordata; Mammalia; Primates; Galagidae
Gene: SFRP2
Product: secreted frizzled related protein 2
Exons: 3
Coding region: 224-1111 (295 amino acids)
Biological process (GO): negative regulation of canonical Wnt signaling pathway; non-canonical Wnt signaling pathway; canonical Wnt signaling pathway
Molecular function (GO): Wnt-protein binding
Source: RefSeq, a predicted model, not a curated record